CAAUCUUGGCUCAGGCGAGGACCCCCCGCGCCCACGCAGCAUCCAAGCAGAUUCCCCAACGUAGCAGCGACUACCCCGACCGCUCGCGCCAUGUGGUCUCCGACCGCCUGGAGCCGCUCUGACGAGGCCACCCUGCCGAUGAGGGUCGAGCUCGUGCGCCCUCCUCCCGCCCCCGCCAGCGCGGGCGCGCUCGGCGGCAGCCUGCCCGUGAAGGUGGAGCUCUCGUUCCGGCCCAGCGCCUCGGGCUGUGACGUGGGCGACGGCGGCUCCGUGGACGGAGCCCUGCCCCGCAAGGUCCAGCCUUCUGUCGCCAGCUGUGCCGCGAGCGGCAGCGCCUCGGACACCCCGGACGUCGACACCGACGAGGACGCCGUCUGGGGGUCUUGGUCGUCCGCCGACGACUCCUCCCCGGAGUUCCCUCCAGGGCUCUUGCCGCUCUGCCGCUCCUUGGAGGCAACGCCCGCAGCGCGCACGCGCCUCCGCAGUCAGGCCGCCAUGUACCUCCCUGGCGCGAGCCCCAUCCUGGGGGAGCUUCUGUUCUGGGGGUGCCAAAUCGGCUGGGCGUACGAGCGACCCUUCGCUGGAGUGGCUUCUGUUGCGGGCCUACUAGGUCUCCCCCCGAUCACUGAAUGCGAUGCGACAGCAGCGGCUUGUGCGCCUGGGUUUGGCCCCCCAGCGUCCUCCCGAACGCCGCGCACCAAGGUCACAUUUGCCUGCGCAUAG
Messenger RNA from Prorocentrum cordatum, 723 nucleotides. The record is from the annotation of a GenBank genome assembly. NCBI's taxonomy places the organism in Eukaryota, Dinophyceae, Prorocentrales, Prorocentraceae.